AUGACAUCUGAACACACCAACAAUUUCACUGCUCUACCAGGACAUACAGACCCGUUGACAAGCUGCCAGGAUGAAGAUUUCUUACAGGUGAAAUUCUAUCUCUCCAUCUUUUAUGGCCUAGUCUUCCUGGUGUGCUUCCCAGGGAACAUCAUGACAAUUUUUGUUUACUUUGCCAAGAUGAGGCCCUGGAAAAGUAGUACCAUCAUUAUGUUAAACCUGGCUGUCACUGACCUAUUAUACGUAGCUACGCUUCCUUUCUUUAUACACUACUCUGCUAACGGAAAUGACUGGAUUUUUGGAAACUUCAUGUGCAAGUUUAUUCACUUUUGUUUCUACUUCAACCUGUACAGUGGUAUUAUCUUCCUUAGCUACUUCAGCCUCUUCCGCUUUUUUGCAGUUGUCCAUCCAAUUAAAGCCCUUUUUAUUCAAAAACAGAGAUGGGCAGUUGUGGCUUGUGUAGUUGUUUGGAUUAUUUCCCUGGCAGCCAUCAGCCCCUUGGGCAUCUUGAUUGCCACUAGGCACAAGCAGAACAGGACAAUUUGCCCGGAUUUGGCUGCUGCUGAGGACGUUGACACUACUCGGUGGUAUAACUGGCUGCUGACGAUGUUUGCCUUCUUCUUGCCCUUGCUGAUGGUGACUCUGUGCUACGUGCUUAUAAUUUACACCUUGGCCACAGGGCCCCACGUGCAGGCUUGCUACAAACAAAAGGCUCGCAGACUUGCUGUUGUCCUCUUGGUGGUCUUCUAUGUGUGCUUCUUCCCCUUCCAUGUCUUUCGAGGAAUUCGUCUGGAGCUCCGAGUACGCCCAGUUAGCUGCCGCUUGAAGAACAUGGUCCUCUUUAUGUUCAUUAUAGCUAAACCUUUAGCAGCGUUAAAUACUUUUGGGAACUUACUGCUCUAUGUAGUGACAGGAGACAACUUCCAGCAGGCAAUCGUCUCGCUCCUCAAGUUUCAGACAAAGAAGACCUUGAAGUAG
Cuculus canorus (common cuckoo) is the source of this 975-nucleotide messenger RNA. Its product is annotated as 2-oxoglutarate receptor 1. Gene Ontology annotation, molecular function: G protein-coupled receptor activity. Gene Ontology annotation, biological process: G protein-coupled receptor signaling pathway. The transcript has a single exon. Bases 1 to 975 code for a protein of 324 amino acids. NCBI's taxonomy places the organism in Eukaryota, Metazoa, Chordata, Aves, Cuculiformes, Cuculidae. Gene Ontology annotation, cellular component: plasma membrane. The record is from RefSeq and is a predicted model, not a curated record.